Messenger RNA from Penicillium waksmanii, 1320 nucleotides. RefSeq names its product mitochondrial 37S ribosomal protein uS4m. Bases 1 to 1320 code for a protein of 439 amino acids. NCBI's taxonomy places the organism in Eukaryota, Fungi, Ascomycota, Eurotiomycetes, Eurotiales, Aspergillaceae. The transcript is spliced from 3 exons. Gene Ontology annotation, molecular function: structural constituent of ribosome; rRNA binding. Gene Ontology annotation, biological process: positive regulation of translational fidelity. Gene Ontology annotation, cellular component: mitochondrial small ribosomal subunit. The record is from RefSeq and is a predicted model, not a curated record.
AUGAGAAACAGGGCUAGCAACUCCCUAUCUAAGGGUAAAAUCCGUCAAUCAUGGAGCAAGUACAACUUGUAUAACCUACAACGAUUGCGAAACCCGGCCACCGCAAACCGCACAUUCUUCCAGCAAAGAUGGACCGCCAAGGCUCUGGGUCGUGCCUAUCACGGUGAACAGGUCCGCGAGGGUCAAUGGAAGCGCAUGUUCUCCAAGCGCAUUCGCAGCGUUGUCCCCAUGGACACCGCCGAUCUGGCCGCCGAUGAUGGAUCUAAGAACUCUGCUGGACGAGGCUCCGGUCUUCAGACGCAGGGCGAUAAGGGCCGUCCUUCUAGAAUUAUCCCUUUCACCCAGAUGGCUUUCGCUCCCCUCGAGCGUCGGUUGGAUGUUGCUAUCUUCCGAUCCCUCUUUGCCAGCAGCACACGUCAAGCGCGCCAAUUUGUUAUUCACGGAGCCGUUACCGUCAAUGGACAGAAGAUGCGACACCCCAGCUAUCUCCUCAACCCCGGUGACCUCUUCCAAGUCGACCCCGACCGCGUGAUGUUUGCCACAGGUGCCCCCAAGACAAAAUUCGAACGACGUGAAACCCGCCAGCUGAAGCAGAAGGAUGAAGAGGAAGCCGAGGGUGAAUCCGAGGCCAAGUCCGAGGAGGCCGCCGAGACGAAGCCAGACGCCGAGAAGGAAGAUGGCCGGGAUACCCUCAAGGCAUUGAUGGCUCAAGCCAAGAACAUCAUGUCCACAGACAAGGAAGUCCUGCCAGCCAAGCGCAAGCAGGAACUCCGUGGAUUCCAAAAGGCCGUACGCCGUGUUCUAUCCCGCUCCGGAACCAGCACUAUCCUCACAGACAACCUGGAAGCUCAAUUCUCCGAGCUCACCCUGAUGCUGAAUGCGAAGCGUGCCGAGAAGAAGCCCGCCAAGCAGACCAAGCAGGCCAAGAAUGACUCCGAAGAGUCCAACGCUGCUACUUCCGUCGAGCCCGAGGCCGCAAGCAACAAGCUCUCCGAAGCCUUCCAGGCCGCUGCUGAGGGCGCCGACGUCGACGCGUCCGAGCUGACCGAUGAGGAAUUCGAGGUCCUCAAGCGUGCUCUUACUCAGAUGCGCGAUAACCCUAUCGACAACUCCAAGCCCUACGCCACCCCAUGGCGCCCGCGUGACUUCAUGUCCGCCUUCGCUUUCAUCCCCCGCUACCUCGAAGUCAACCAGAACAUCUGCGCCGCUGUGUACCUGCGUCACCCCGUUGCCCGUCCCGGUUCUGCCGAGGUCCCUACUCCCUUCGGUGAGAGCAUCAGUACCCCGGCUUAUGGCUGGUACUUGAAGAGACGGUGGUAG